Canis lupus familiaris (dog) is the source of this 1466-nucleotide messenger RNA. It is a transcript of the gene BEST3, whose product is annotated as bestrophin 3. Bases 93 to 1466 code for a protein of 457 amino acids. The transcript has 6 exons. The record is from RefSeq and is a predicted model, not a curated record. Gene Ontology annotation, molecular function: chloride channel activity. NCBI's taxonomy places the organism in Eukaryota, Metazoa, Chordata, Mammalia, Carnivora, Canidae.
CAAGCACGGCGUUCCAUGGCAACUGAUUUAACCAACCAUCUAUAGGUUUCCUUGUAGUUGACCAAUGACUUGAUCUCCAAAGACAGGGGUUUAUGACAGCUGAUGAAAGAAAAUUAUUUGACCAUCUCAAAUCUCCUCACCUGAAAUAUUGGGUCCCAUUCAUCUGGUUUGGAAAUCUUGCAGCUAAAGCCCGGAAGGAGGGUAGAAUCAGAGACAGCGUUGAUCUGCAAUCGUUGAUGACUGAGAUGAACAAAUACCGCUCUUGGUGCAGCCUUUUAUUUGGCUACGACUGGGUCGGGAUUCCGCUGGUUUACACCCAGGUGGCCGAGCAGCUCAUCAACCCUUUUGGAGAAGACGAUGAUGAUUUUGAAACCAACUGGUGCAUUGACAGAAACCUGCAGGUCUCUCUUUUGGCUGUGGAUGAGAUGCACAUGAGCUUACCCAAGAUGAAGAAGGACAUUUACUGGGAUGAUUCUGCUGCUCGACCGCCUUAUACCCUGGCAGCUGCUGACUACUGCAUACCCUCAUUCCUGGGGUCAACGGUCGAAAUGGGGCUGUCGGCGACCGAGCUCCCCGGCGACGAGUGGCUCUGGAGCUUCGAGAAGCACGGCCAGCGCCGCUCGGUGAUCAGGAGGGUCAAGAGGUUCCUGAGCGCCCACGAGCACCCGGCCGGCCCCAGGAGGAGGAGCUACGGCCGGCAGGCCAGCGACAGCUCCAUGUUCUUGACGUCCAGCGGCGACGCCAGCCCGGCCGGGGACCUGCUGGAGGUGCCCCCGACGGGCCCGCGCCGCGCCCCGGGCGCCCGGCAGCCCUGCUCCCCGGGGGGCACCCCGCUGCACUGCAGCCUGGGGGAGCUGUCCACCAUCAGGGAGGCCAGCACCCCGCAGAGCCUGAGCCCGCAGGCCAGCGUGCGGGUGUCCCCCAGCAAGAUGCCGCAGCUCCCCGAGGUGCUGGUCACGGGGCCCGAGGCACCGGGCUCCACGGCCUCCCUCCAGAGCGCGGACUUUACAGGAGUCGAGCCGAGUGGGACUGGCCGGCAGCAGGCGCCCGGGGCAUGGGAUCCGUUCCCCGCAGGGACAGGGACCCCCCCUCCUGGGGACCCGGGGCCCCCGGCGACUCCAGCCAGAGACCAAAGGAGCAUCCUCACGCCUGCCUCUGGCGAAGACCCAAGCAAUGACAGGUUCCCCAAAAGGUGGAGCCUCCCUGUGUCCAGCCAGGCCGCCCCCGCGGGCCACCGCCCCAAGCCCCCCAGCUCCGAGCCCGUCCUCUCACUUGCCACCGAGGCGUCAUCGGAGACCUGCGGAGUCAAGGCCGCAGGGGGCUCCCGCGCCUCCCCCGACGUGCCCCACUUCAUCGAAAGCCUGGACGCCAAGGAAACGGACAUCAUCGACUUUGACAACGAGCAAGCUGGGGGGGCAUCACCUGAGGGGCUCCCGGAAAGGCCCAGAACCCGGUUCCAGCCCUAG